Molecule: messenger RNA, 788 nt
Organism: Triplophysa rosa
Lineage: Eukaryota; Metazoa; Chordata; Actinopteri; Cypriniformes; Nemacheilidae
Product: probable serine/threonine-protein kinase samkC
Exons: 2
Coding region: 7-756 (249 amino acids)
Biological process (GO): regulation of transcription by RNA polymerase II
Cellular component (GO): nucleus; transcription regulator complex
Source: RefSeq, a predicted model, not a curated record
UGUCAGAUGGCGGCGAAUUCUUGGAGAGAGAUUCCCUCUAAGGUCGGUUUGGAAGUUGCAGAAUGCGUGAAAAGAUGGAAGAACACCCGGGACAAGUACGUUCGCCUCCGAAAGAAACUCGCCCCUAGGAGCGGGGACCCAGGCGGGAAGAAAGUCCCUGCGUUUUAUAUAUUCCUUUCUUGGCUCGCACCGCAUAUAAAACACCGGGUCACCGAGUCAAACUUUGAUGAGGGUUGUAGUGAUGCCAGCAGCACAAACUCCUCUUCCUCAUCAUCCUCAUCAAUGGUUACUUCCGGAGAAGUUGCCCUCCAUCCCGAGCCAUCUCCUUCACCUCCCGAGCCAUCUCCUUCACCUCUUGAGCCAUCUCCUUUGCCUCUCGAGCCAUCUCCUCUGUCCCCCAGGCCAUCUCCUUCGCCUCUCCGACCAUCUCCUUCGCCUCUCCAGCCACGUGCUUCGCCUCUCCAGCCAUCUCCUCUGUCCCCCCAGCCAUCUUCUUUGUUCCCCAGCCCAAGGAAUGGACAAAAACGGAACAGGAAAGACAAAGAUGAUUGGAUGCAAGUGCAAGUUGCCAGGCUAGAGUCACAGUUGGAAGAACGGCGAACCGAGCUCCAACAAAGACUGAGCCAAAACAGCGAUGAAAGUUCCCGGUUUGGCAACACUGUUGCUGACAUGCUGCGAAGGGUACCAGAGGAGCACAGGUCACAGGCCAUGUUUGACGUGUACAAGCUCCUUUUUGAGUGUCAACAAAAGACAUGAAGAACUUCGCACUUAAUAAACACUGUGCACGA